UCAAAAAUUUGUCUAUUGCAGAUUUCAGCGCGGUGCGAGUCAUAAUCUUGAAGGUUCAAAGAAAUGGCAGAAAAGGUUCAGAAAGUGUAAAAUUUUGAGUUUAUGAAUAAUAUAAUUCGGUUGUUUGUUGUAGUAAAUGGUGGAUUGUUUUACGACUCAGUACUUUACACCUUUAUCUCAACGAUAUGGCGUCUACGGGGAGUACACCUUUUCCUAAAUGGCAAUUGGCCAUUCUUCUAGGUGCCCCUUUAGCCAUUGGUUUAGGUUACCUAUAUCUAAGAAAUAGGUUAGAAGAUUCUGAAAAUAAGAAAGUCACUGAUUUAAAAACUAAGACGACUAUAUCUUUGGAUAACGAGGAAAACAAUACAAAAGCCUCUGAAAGCGCUAUCGACCGUGCUAUGAAGCUGAAGGGUGCCGGAAACCGAGCUUUUCAUGCAGGCGAAUACGACAAGGCUAUAGCUUUGUAUAAUGAAGCUAUUGAGGCUUGCCCUCCCGAUCGUCCAGUCGAUCUUGCCACUUUUUAUCAGAAUCGUUCUGCAUGUUAUGAGAAACGUGAAAUGUGGGAGCAAGUAAAAGAAGAUUGUACUUUUGCGCUUAAGCUCAAUGAAAAAUAUGUGAAGGCAUUUCUGCGAAGGUCUCGCGCGGCUGAAAAAAGUGGAGACCUUGUUCUGGCUUUAGAAGAUGUUACCUCUGCUUGUAUUCUGGAAAGAUUCCAAGUUCAGAGCUCUCUAGUUAAUGCUGAUCGGAUUUUAAAAGCGUUAGGUAGACAGCAUGCUCGAGAGGCACUUGCUAAAAGACGCCCUGUUAUGCCAUCCAAGCAUUUUAUUAAGACCUAUUUCUCUGCAUUUUCUGAGGAUCCCAUUUCCAAAAUACAACUUGAUGAUAAUGUUACAGGCGGUUUUGCUAAAGCAAAAACUGCUCUCAACACUCAGGAUUAUGAUGCUAUUGUGGACGCUUGUACAGAAGAAUUGUCGGGUAAUGGAAAGUACAAAAAUGAGGCAUUGUUAUUGCGUGCAACAUUCUACUUGCUUUUGGGAAGACAUGAUGAGGCCCAAAUGGAUCUUGGGAAAGUCAUUGAUAGUGAUGCUUCAACUAAAGUGAAAGUAAAUGCAUUAAUCAAACGUGCAUCUUUAUAUACUCAGUUGGAGAACACUGAUCACUGUUUGGAAGACUUUGCACGAGCAGCACAACUAGAUCCAAAUAAUUCAGAUAUUUACCAUCAUCGGGGUCAAGUUUACUUGUUAUUAGAAAGAAUGGAUGAAGCAACAGCAGAGUUUGCUAAAGCUGUUGAACUCAACCCUGAUUUUUCCAUUGCUUAUAUACAAAAAUGUUAUGCUGAUUAUAGACAUGCACAAAUAAAUAAAAAUGUUGGAGCUAUAGCUCAAGUAAGAGCUGACUUUGAACGUGCCCUAGAAAGAUUUCCACGUUGUGCUGAAGCAUACAUUUUGUUUGCACAAGUUCUUUCAGAUCAGCAGGAAUGGGGACGUGCUGAGGCACUAUUUGAUUCUGCCCUAUCAGUUGACCCCAACAAUGCCACACUAUAUGUUCACAAAGGACUUGUACAACUACAAAAGAGUACAGACUUUGAUAAGGCUGUAAAACUGAUUAACAAAGCUAUUGAAAUGGAUGACAAAUGUGACUUUGCUUAUGAAACACUUGGCACCAUAGAAGUACAGAGAGGAAAUCUCAGACGAUCCUUAGAAUUGUUUGAGAAAGCUAUUGCAUUAGCUAAAACAGAAUUGGAAAUGACACACUUAUUUUCGCUUAAAGAUGCAGCUGCAGCACAGUUAAAGGUAUCAGAGCGCUGGGGACUAGAUUGGACUGUAAGCUAGGUUUCCCUCUAUAAAUUUGUGACCAAACAAUGAGAAUACUAUUUAUUUUUCCAAAAUUCAUCUAGCAUGUUUAAUACUGUUUUAUUUAAAUAACAUUGUUUCUAUUACAUGUUUAUAAUAUUAUUGUCCAUGUUAAAUGAAUUGGUUUUCCUAUGUGAAAUGUAUAUUUUAUGCACUAUUUGUAAUUUUGUUUUUUGACCUGUCUAGAAGUUAAAUAUUCUUCUCAUUGAUUGGAUAUGAUAGGCUUGCCGCCGCCAACUUCUACAUUGCUUUCACACCUUAAUAUAUAAAAAGGACAUAUAUUCACUAGGCUUUUAUUUGUCAAUUUUAAUUGACGAAUUAUUCUCUACACUAUGUUCAUUCUCUCUACACUCUACUAUGCUCUAUACACAUUUAUGUCCAAGCUGACUAUUCAGAUCAUUAACAGACAUUGAAAUUUAAUAUUAACAAACUUUUAUACAGUAUAUGAACCCAUUGUUCAUCAUUAAAACCAAUAUCAAUUUGUGUAUGGGAUACAGUUAGUAGCUAGUUAUACUCAUUUACUAGUACUAGACAAAAUGUACUUAUUAAUAUUUAAACAUUUAACACAAAAUAUUUGUCAUUAUUUUCCAUUUGUUCUAUAAUUCAUAUGCAGUGAUUCCAAUGUUCCACUAAACUAUUUUGAUUAUAUAUUUAUAUUAUUUCUUUCUAUUAAGCUAUGCAAUAAAAUAUGUAAAAAAAAUAUACCCAGUCAAAUUAGUGUUGAACAUUGGAGUUUGUUUAAUUUUCUUGUAACAUGUAAUUUAAUUACUUAUUGUUGAAAAGAAUCAUGCAAAAACUAUUAUCCCUUCUAGUAGUAGGUUAAAAUAAUUAGCAAUAAUUUGAAAUCACUUAUUUUUGUUAUUUGGAGUUUCAUAAUGUACACAUUGGUAUGAAGUAUUUUAUUAUAGUCCUAAAGAGGUUGUCAACUUAUAAUAAUUGCUUCAAGUAUAAUGUACCUACAUACUUCAUAUUGAAGUUUUGAGACAUUGAAUUGUUUUCUUGGCUUAUAAAACUAUAUUUUUGCAUUUAUAUCAAAGAAAAUCAUUAAUAUAAUUAAAUUGUUGUGUAUAUUGGAAUAGCCUAUACUGGUUUAUAAAAUUUAUACUUCUGUGUAUUCAAUAUUAUUGUUGAAUAAGUUAUUUCAUGUGUAAUGAGAGGAAAACUUUUUAAUGUAUGAACAUCUUCCAUUAUUACAUACUUGUAUGUUUAUUUUUUUAUGUUAUGUCCUUUGCUUUGCAUUUAUAUUAUUAAUUGUAAAGUAACACUGCCUUUAUUUAUGUCUAUACAAUAUAUUUAAGAUAAUGUGACAUAACAUAUUAUCUGUAUGUACCUUGCCUAUGUUACAGUUUAAAAUAGUCUUAGUACUAUUAUCAAGUCAUCUAUGCCAUAUACUAAAUAGCGAUUUCACUGUAAAAUUAUUAAUUCAGAAUUAAUACUAACUGUACAAUCAUUAUGUAGGUAUAUAAAAAUAACAGAUGAGAAUAGUUCAAAAUUGUUUUAGUUAACUAUUAUUUAUUAGACCUUUAAUGUUUUCAAAAUAAAAUUAGUGAAUUGCAAUUCUGGUUCUUUAUUGUGAUAUUGAUUUUAUUUUUGGGUCCAAAAUAUUUAAUGCAUGACUUUGUAUCGAACAAAUUUUUUGUCUUAACAAAUUAAGAAUCAAUUUAAUUAAGAAGGUAUUCACUCUAGGCGGCGGCACGUGCGGUUGCGUAAGGUGCAUUCAAAACAUUUCUAGACUUAUUUAUUUAUGUGGUUUUAAAUGUACCUAUUUUAUCGUGUUGUAAAUCUUGAUUACAUAAUAUACCAUGCCAUGAAAUCUUGUUUUGAAUGCAUCAGUAAAGAUAUUAAAUAGAUUGUGAACUUAGAAGAUAGCUCCCAAAGACGGUUCUACAAGAGUUGUUACCUCACCGAUAGUGAAUAGUUAUCAAUUUACGAAUACUACGAAAUACAUUAUUCAGAGUAAA
This is a messenger RNA of Galleria mellonella (greater wax moth), 3814 nucleotides long. RefSeq names its product mitochondrial import receptor subunit TOM70 (gene Tom70). The transcript has 2 exons. NCBI's taxonomy places the organism in Eukaryota, Metazoa, Arthropoda, Insecta, Lepidoptera, Pyralidae. Gene Ontology annotation, molecular function: protein binding. The coding region runs from base 186 to 1832 and encodes 548 amino acids. Gene Ontology annotation, biological process: RNA processing. The record is from RefSeq and is a predicted model, not a curated record.